UUCUAUGUAAAAAAAAAAAAAAAAAAAAGAAAAAACUAACUUUCCCUCGUAUAAUUAUAUUUCACGAUUAUAUAUAUAUAUACACUUACGUGCCAAUGCUAAUGCAUUGAUCGGUAUUUGUAUUUAUAAAGUACUACAGUUUGAAAUUCACGCGUUGCAUAUACCGGUUAUCGUUUAAACUUUUGAAAAAUUAAAAUUAACAUCGAGAAUUAGUAAGUAAUUUAAUGUAGUUUUUUGUACACUGGCACGCUAAUUCUGCAACGUUCGAUAUUAUUUUAUAAAGGAGAAAAAUGUUUAAAAAAUUUGAUGAGAAAGAUAGUGUUUCUGGUAUACAACAAUUGAAAUCAUCGGUUCAAAAAGGAAUUCGUUCCAAGCUUUUGGAGCUGUAUCCCCACUUAGACGGUCAUAUAGAUGCUAUCGUUCCAAAGAAAGAUGCUUUUCGAAUUAUAAAAUGUCACGACCAUAUAGAGAUUAUAGUAAAUGCGGCAGGAGAUCUUUUGUUCUUUCGUCAACGUGAAGGACCCUGGAUGCCUACUUUAAGAUUGUUACACAAAUACCCAUUUUUUUUACCAAUGGAACAAGUUGAUAAAGGUGCUAUCAGGUUUGUUCUUAGUGGAGCUAACAUUAUGUGUCCUGGUUUAACGUCGAAAGGUGCAAAGAUGACACCCGUAGAAAAGGGAACAGUCGUUGCUGUUAUGGCAGAGGGCAAGCAACAUGCUUUAGCUGUGGGUGUUACUACAUUGUCAACAGAUGAUAUAGUUAAGGUGAACAAAGGAAUAGGCAUAGAAAAUUGUCAUUAUUUAAACGAUGGACUUUGGCAAAUGAGAUCUGUGAAAUAGAAGACUGAUGUACAUUGCCCAAGGUGUAUUAUACGGAUAUAUUGAUCGUUGUACGAAUGCACUUUGUAACAUUUUUGAAGAUUAAAAGUGCUGUGAAGUGAUAAUUCCAAUUACGAAAUUACUCUCGUAAAUAAAAGAGAAAGAUUGACAA
Messenger RNA from Bombus pyrosoma, 990 nucleotides. It is a transcript of the gene MCTS1, whose product is annotated as malignant T-cell-amplified sequence 1 homolog. Gene Ontology annotation, biological process: formation of translation preinitiation complex. NCBI's taxonomy places the organism in Eukaryota, Metazoa, Arthropoda, Insecta, Hymenoptera, Apidae. Gene Ontology annotation, molecular function: RNA binding. The coding region runs from base 291 to 839 and encodes 182 amino acids. The transcript has 6 exons. The record is from RefSeq and is a predicted model, not a curated record.